Molecule: messenger RNA, 372 nt
Organism: Ustilaginoidea virens
Lineage: Eukaryota; Fungi; Ascomycota; Sordariomycetes; Hypocreales; Clavicipitaceae
Exons: 1
Coding region: 1-372 (123 amino acids)
Source: RefSeq, a predicted model, not a curated record
AUGUCGUCCCGCUCGCCCAGGGCGCGGGCCGCGACGGCCAACCCGAUUGUCGAAAUCGCCGCGGCGAGCCAGUACGACCGGCUGGUCGCCCAGAAGGGCCGCCUGGUGGCGCUGUUCACGUCGUACGCGUGCAAGCCGUGCGGGUUCGUGUACCCCGCGUACUACCAGCUGGCCAGCAAGUACCGCGGCGUGGUGUUUGUCCAGGUCGACGUCGAGCACCACGACAACGAGAAGCUGCGGGCGCGGUACGGGCUCGAGCAGUUCCCCGUCUUCUACUUUUACCGCGGGGGGAGGAAGGUGGACGAGUGCAACCACUGCGGGGGGGAGGACGGGAAGGCGCUGCGGGCGAGGGUGGAGAGGCUGGCGGCGUAG